AGUGACCGAUGAUUUUCCUUUUCAAAUAAUCACCGUACGUCCACAGCAUCAGUAGUAGUAGUAGUAAUAGCUAGAGAUCAUCACUCUCUUCAGUCAACACUCUGUGUCGGCUUUCCCCAAAAGAAAAAGAAAAUUAAAAACUCAAGCUUUCUCUUCCUUCUUCCUUCCUUCCAUGGCAAUUCUCUGGUUUUUCCUUCUCUACCUAUCUCAAUUCAUUCUUCUAUCUUCAUCUUCUUCAUCUUUAUCAUCAUCAUCUUCCCACUCUUCUUCUUCUUUAGAUAUCACCUUACUUUUGAACAAAAUCAGACCCUCACUCCAAGGAGAGACUGAAAACCUGCUUCUGUCUUCAUGGAAUUCUUCAUUUCCUCUCUGUCAAUGGCGGGGACUGAAAUGGGCGUUUGGAGAAGGAACGCCUCUAGUCUGUGGAGAAAAUGAUCACUCAUCACCUCAAUGGACAAACCUUUCUCUUUAUAAAGACCCAUCUCUUCGACUUCUCUCUUUACAGUUACCGUCCGCCGGUCUUUCCGGCACUCUCCCCGGAGAGCUCGGUGAACUUUCCUCUCUUAAAAGUCUAUACUUGGGAGUCAAUUCUCUCACGGGUAUUAUUCCUCUGGAGCUUGGUUACAGUUCUUCUCUUUCAGAAAUUGAUUUAGGAAACAAUCUGUUAAAUGGGUCGAUUCCGACGUCGAUCUGGAAUCUUUGCGAUGAUGGGUUGUCGUCUCUCCGGCUUCAUGGUAAUUCUCUCUCCGGCGCUAUUCCCGAACCCGCUUUACCUAAUUCGACUUGCAGGAAUCUGCAGGUUCUUGAUUUGGGGCAGAACGGUUUCUCAGGUGAAUUUCCUGAUUUUCUAACGAGGUUUCGUAGUCUUAGAGAGCUUGAUCUUGGAAGCAAUGGUUUGUCUGGUCAGAUUCCGGCGACGUUAACUGGAUUAAUCAAUUUAGAGAAACUGAAUAUUUCUUAUAAUAAUUUUACUGGGAUGUUACCUAAUUUUGAGGGAAAGUUUAUGGAAGAUGAAUUUGUGGGUAAUAGUCCUAUGCUCUGUGGAUCUCCAUUGAAGAGCUGUAAUGGAAGAAGCUCAUCUGGGUUGAGUUCUGGCACCAUAGCCGGUCUGGUUAUCGGUUUAAUGAGUGCUGUUGUAGUUUUCGCUUCGUUAUUGAUAGGAUACGUUCAAGGGAAGAAGAGAAAAAACAGGGGUGAUGAAGAAGAAGAAGAAGAUGAGGAAGAAGGUGAGCAUGGAGAAGGCGGCGAGGACGGCGAAAAUGGAGUUGUUUCCGGCGGCGCCGGCGGCGGUGAGGGGAAACUUAUUUUGUUUCAAGGUGGGGAGCAUUUAACGUUGGAAGAUGUUUUGAACGCGACGGGACAAGUGAUGGAGAAGACUAGCUAUGGAACGGUUUAUAAGGCGAAACUUGGCGAUGGAGGGACGAUUGCGUUGCGAUUGUUGAGGGAAGGAAGUUGUAAAGAUCGGAGAUUAUGUUUGCCGGUGAUUAAACAAUUGGGUCGAAUCCGCCAUGAGAAUUUGAUUCCUCUCCGGGCGUUCUAUCAGGGAAACAGAGGAGAAAAGCUUCUCAUUUAUGACUAUCUUCCUAAUGGCAACCUUCAUCAUCUCCUUCAUGAAUCGAAGGUUGGGAAACCGGUUUUGAACUGGGCUAGACGACACAAGAUCGCGUUAGCCAUAGCAAGAGGACUAGCUCAUCUCCACACGGGUCUUGAGACUCCCAUCACCCAUGGAAACGUUCGGUCGAAAAACGUUCUCGUUGACAAGUUCUUUGUUGCACGUCUAACUGAUUUUGGGCUCGACAAAAUAAUGGUCCCGGCAAUAACUGAUGAAUUGGUGGCAAUGGCGAAAUCGGAUGGGUACAAGGCCCCGGAGCUUCAAAAGAUGAAAAAGUGCAAUUCGAGGACUGAUGUUUAUGCGUUUGGGAUACUAUUUCUCGAGAUAUUGUUAGGGAAGAAACCGGGGAAGAGUGGAAGGAAUGACGAAUUCGUGGAUUUGCCAUCGCGAGUGAAAGUGGCUGUUUUGGAGGAGACAACGGUUGAUGUUUUUGAUUCGGAGGUUUUGAAGGGAAUAAGGAGUCCUAUGGAAGAGGGUCUUCUUCAAGCAUUGAAAUUGGCAAUGGGUUGUUGUGCACCGGUUCCUUCGGUUAGGCCCACAAUGGAUGAGGUGGUUAAGCAAUUGGAGGAGAAUCGGCCAAGGAAUAGGUCUGCCCUUUAUAGCCCGGCCGAGACUAGAAGUGGCACAGUUACCCCGUUUUGAACGGGGAAUUGGUCGAUCGAAUCGAAAGUCCUUUUCCCCCAAGUUCUCUUCCCCGUCAAUGGAAAUGAUUAAAGUUUGGUUAUUUUUCAAAGGAUGGGUUUCCACUAAUGUUGAUUAUGGGACAAUGUAUAAUGUUGGGUGAAAAAAGCUAUCUUUUUCUUCACAUGUUGUCUGCAAUUAGUACUUUUUUCUUUCUUUUCCUGCCUGCCCUAGUUGGUUUUGUAUUAUUGUUAAUGUAUGGGAGCUUUGAUUGAGUUAACAAUUGGUACAAUCCUUUUUAGUUUUAAA
Impatiens glandulifera is the source of this 2542-nucleotide messenger RNA. RefSeq names its product putative kinase-like protein TMKL1. Gene Ontology annotation, biological process: protein phosphorylation. Gene Ontology annotation, molecular function: ATP binding; protein kinase activity; protein binding. The record is from RefSeq and is a predicted model, not a curated record. NCBI's taxonomy places the organism in Eukaryota, Viridiplantae, Streptophyta, Magnoliopsida, Ericales, Balsaminaceae. The coding region runs from base 173 to 2254 and encodes 693 amino acids. The transcript is spliced from 2 exons.